AUGGCUCCCUCGUCUCUUCCGUCAACCCCGCGGAUGCUGGAUGUCCAUGGCCCGUCAACCGCCUCUCCAGGCAAAUGGCGACACCCACACCUGAAAGAGAUUAUCCGACGACAGAACGCAUCAAGCGUCAACGAGAGGACCAUCAGGCGGGUGUUAUGGAAUGCAGGCACUCUGAUAUUUACUGGUUUCAUCGGCAACACCUACAAGCAAUAUUCUCUGGCCAUUGGUUCAUUUUUGCAAAUUCCCACCUACCCUGAUAUAGUAUUGCUUGUUGUUCGCCUUUUGCUCUUUAUCAACAUCGCCAUGACUCUGUACCCCAUCUACCGGGCGCCGGACCAGGUUUCCGACAUCCCAUUGACUCCGUCGCAAAGGGCGCUACUGGGACUCGACCCCAACAGCACGCCUCCCGCUACGCCAGGCGCCGAAUACAUCACUCCGCCGAGAUACCGUGUAUCGUCAAGCUCACGCAGGAGAAGCUCUGGAUCAUGGGGCAGCUCGCCCUUCUCAGCAACUGAAGACUCGCCAAGCAGAAACCACCCUGACAGUCCUCCGUUCUCUCCAUCCGGCAGCCCUCUAUUCCAAAAGGGGUUUCGGUCCGGUGGCCGGGAGCGCGGCCGUAGAAACAGCUUUGGCUCGCCUUCUCCCCUCGGGCGGACUAGCAUUGGGGCUCGAGACGGAAGCUCCCUGCGGGCACCUUCAUCGCCCACUCCGUUUGGAAAGGUCUCCUCCCCCGUCAUGACGCAGAAAUGGCUGUUUGAGAGAAGCCUGAUGUCCUCUUCUAACGGCAGCGUGUUCAGCCAGUGA
This is a messenger RNA of Microsporum canis CBS 113480, 804 nucleotides long. RefSeq lists its product as hypothetical. Gene Ontology annotation, biological process: spindle pole body duplication; protein import into nucleus. The transcript is spliced from 2 exons. The coding region runs from base 1 to 804 and encodes 267 amino acids. Gene Ontology annotation, cellular component: nuclear outer membrane; nuclear pore transmembrane ring. The record is from RefSeq and is a predicted model, not a curated record. Lineage: Eukaryota; Fungi; Ascomycota; Eurotiomycetes; Onygenales; Arthrodermataceae.